AUGCCUAAAGAACUAAUAUUUUGCAGAUGUCAAGCACCCGCAAAAUUGCAAUGUCCAAACUGUGUCAAGUUGGGCCUUCCGAAGGACGCGAGCGUCUUCUGCUCGCAGGAAUGCUUCAAGCUGGCCUGGCCGGAGCACAAGAAGGUGCACUCCCCGCCGGCGGACGCCUGGCUGUACUGCACCAAGCGCGGCAAGGCGCGCAGUGAGGUGAUGCCCGACUUCGACUGGACGGGACCUCUGCGGCCGCACCGCAUCAGCCCGCGGAGGGAGGUGCCGGACAGCAUUCCCAAGCCCGACUACUUCAAGGACGGGUUCCCCUACCGCGAGCAGGAGAGCAGGCAGCAGCAAAUAGUGCCUAUUCGCGGACCCGAUGAUAUUGGCGGGAUCCGAGCCGCAUGCCGCAUCGGUCGGGAGGUGCUGGACCUCGCUGCGGCAGCCGCCAAGCCGGCGCCGUACUGCAGCCUUGUCACUGCUGCAGGCGUGACCACGGACGAGCUGGACCGCAUCGUGCACGAGGCCAUGAUUGAGCGAGGCGCCUACCCCUCCCCGCUCAACUACUUCAACUUCCCCAAAUCGGUCUGCACGUCCAUCAACGAGGUCAUCUGCCACGGGAUACCCGACGCCCGCGAGCUGCAGAGCGGCGACAUCCUCAAUAUUGAUGUCACGGCCUACUACCAGGGCUUCCACGGGGACCUCAACGAGACGAUCUGUGUGGGUGAGGUGGACGCGGACGGCAAGAAGCUGAUCCAGGUGACCCACGACGCGCUGAUGAAGGCCAUUGCCGCCUGCCGACCCGGAGUGAGAUACCGGGACGUGGGGGACAUCAUCACCAAACACGCAGCAGCGCACGGGUUCCAGGUGGUCAAGUCGUACUGCGGUCACGGCAUCGGGGACCUGUUCCACUGCGCCCCCAACGUGCCCCACUACGCGCACAACAAGGCGGUGGGCAUCAUGAAGGAGGGACACGUGUUCACCAUCGAGCCCAUGAUCAACGCCGGCUCCUGGCGGGACAGGACCUGGCCGGACGGCUGGACGGCGGUCACGGAGGACGGCAAGCGCUCGGCGCAGUUUGAGCACACGCUGGUGAUCACCCGGGACGGCUGCGAGGUGCUGACGAGGCGGCUGGACAGCUCCCCGCCGCUGUGGUGGGAGGUGCAGGUGGCAGGGGAAAGAGCAGCAGCUAGAGUAGUCCGACCUAGGAGGUGGUGUUUCUCAGGUGGCGCAGUUUGUUGGGAUGACUUUUGGCUGUGGCAGUGUUGGGUGUUGAGGUUGGUGCUGAUCGGUGAUAUCGGCUCUUAA
Molecule: messenger RNA, 1299 nt
Organism: Volvox carteri f. nagariensis
Lineage: Eukaryota; Viridiplantae; Chlorophyta; Chlorophyceae; Chlamydomonadales; Volvocaceae
Exons: 12
Coding region: 1-1299 (432 amino acids)
Biological process (GO): proteolysis
Molecular function (GO): metalloaminopeptidase activity
Source: RefSeq, a predicted model, not a curated record